CAUGUCCAAAUAGGUCAUGGCACCAAAAGUUCGACAUGGUGAUGGUGCCAGACGCGCCCAGUCCGAGGCCCAAAACGAAGCUGCAAUUUACAGGUCCCUUGCAGGGCAAAUUACGGCCCGGUUUAGCGCUGUCCAUCACAGUUUCCCGCUGGAAUCGACCCCUUUUUGCCCGCCACAGCGCUCUCGAUCCAGCGGCGGCGGCUGCAGUACUAGAACCAUGGCAGAACCCCGCCCCCACAAGCUUGCGACUGCAACUGUAGCUUCUCCUGUGAUGCUCCACAGCCAUCCUGCCAGUGCUCUGUCUGUCCCAUCGUAACGGCUGAUGCAUCUUGUACCAGCAUCAGCAUCAACCCCUCUGCC
Trichoderma asperellum CBS 433.97 is the source of this 360-nucleotide messenger RNA. Lineage: Eukaryota; Fungi; Ascomycota; Sordariomycetes; Hypocreales; Hypocreaceae. The record is from RefSeq and is a predicted model, not a curated record.